AUGGUUAAAAGCGUCCAUGACUUCAAUGAGGAGAAAAGGCUGCUGCACCAGACUGGCCCUGCGAUGUCCCCCAGGAAGUCCACACUCUCCAGCUCUCUGCACAAAGACCUUAAUAUAGGGCUGCCCGAUGUUGUACUGAAGGGCACUGCUGACAGCAAGAAAACAUUGGGCCAGACCUCAGGAUGCUGGACAGUGUCCAGGCAGCUCCCACCUUAUUCACUCCAUGACUUUGGGCAAACUCUUCCCCUCUGCAAUCUUCAGUUUCCUCAUCUGGAAAAUGAUGGACUGUACCAGCUUCCUGGGUUGAGCUCCUCUGAGGAUGAGAGCCUUUCUUCCAUGACCAGACGGACGUCCCUGACAAGGGUCCUAAAGCACAGCACCCCAGAGGGAGCUGCCCCCAGCUGGCACUCAGAGCUACUGGGCGAUGUCCCCUCACACCAGGAAGGGGGCUCUGCAGGCGGGUCCCCACUGCCUGUACGCUCCCCCUGGGACCUCCCUUCGUCCCCGGGAGAGUUCAGCCCCAAGGUCCCCCCCAGAAAGAGGCGGCUUUCCACCAUCCGGGCCUCUGAGGUGUCCAGUGGGCAGCUAGGAUCCAACUCGGACCCCUUUGCUCUUGAGGAAGAUCCGCCCGUGCCAGCCUCGGUCACCCGGCGGCGGCGGCGGCGGCAGCAGCAGCAGCAGCAGCAGGGCAGGCCCCCCAGAGCAAGGAGAUCGCCACCAAACUUGGGAUUGCCCGGGAUCCGGAACACAGCCAGGAGGAGGCCACGGGACCUGAAGAGGCUGGCUGCUGCGACAGAGCGGCUGAGGCAGUGGGAGAUCCAGCUGCUUCAGAACAUCGAGGAGGCCACCCAGCAUGAACUCACCAUCGAAGACGACUGA
Messenger RNA from Mesoplodon densirostris (Blainville's beaked whale), 879 nucleotides. RefSeq names its product coiled-coil domain containing 201 (gene SYSRN). The record is from RefSeq and is a predicted model, not a curated record. Bases 1 to 879 code for a protein of 292 amino acids. The transcript has 5 exons. NCBI's taxonomy places the organism in Eukaryota, Metazoa, Chordata, Mammalia, Artiodactyla, Ziphiidae.